AUGGACAAGAACCUCAACGAGCUCCUCAAAUGGAGUAUUGAGAACCAAGAAACCGGACAAAAUGGCGAGACCGGCGCUGCCACUGGCGUGGCCCCUGCCGCCGCCCCGGCCAGUACCCUCAGCCCUGAAGCCAUCGCCGCUCUCUUCGGCGGCGGCCCCAGCGACGCCGAGCUCAUGAAGGCGGCGAUGGAGGUCAUCACAUCGACGGACCCCGAGGUGACGCUCGAGAGCAAGGUCACCGCCUUCGACAACUUCGAGCAGCUCAUCGAGGGCCUCGACAACGCCAAUAACAUGGCCAACCUGUCCCUCUGGACCCCGCUGCUCAGCUGCCUCGCCCACGACGAGCACGACAUCCGCCGCAUGGCCGCCUGGUGCGUCGGCACCGCCGUCCAGAACAACGAGCCCAGCCAGGAGCGCCUCCUCGCCAUGGGCGACGCCGGCAUCCCCGCCCUCGUGGCGAUGGCCAUCAAGGAGGACGAGAAGGAGGCCGUGCGGAGGAAGGCCCUCUACGCCCUCAGCUCCGCCGUGAGGAAUUACCAGCCCGGCAUGGACGCCUUCACCGACGAGCUGGCCAAGAAGGGCAUUCGCUCUGGCAAGGUUGAUGCUGUGAACAUGGAGGAGAUCGACAAGGUUAUGGACGACCUCAGGGCGAAGAUCUAG
Colletotrichum karsti is the source of this 660-nucleotide messenger RNA. RefSeq lists its product as uncharacterized. The coding region runs from base 1 to 660 and encodes 219 amino acids. The record is from RefSeq and is a predicted model, not a curated record. The transcript has a single exon. NCBI's taxonomy places the organism in Eukaryota, Fungi, Ascomycota, Sordariomycetes, Glomerellales, Glomerellaceae.